Molecule: messenger RNA, 441 nt
Organism: Ichthyophthirius multifiliis
Lineage: Eukaryota; Ciliophora; Oligohymenophorea; Hymenostomatida
Exons: 1
Source: RefSeq, a predicted model, not a curated record
AUUUAAUAACUUCGAAUUUCUUUAUUUAAUGUCUAAUAAAGAAAGUCUUCAUAUUGUUUAAAUUGAUAUUUUUUUUGAUAAUUUAAUUACUUUAUGAAUUUUAUGCCUUAUUGUUUUACUUAAUUAAGGUUAUUAUUUUUUAACUCUUAACGAAUUUAAGAUUGUAAGAAAAAUAAAUUUUAUUAUUAUAAUUAUUAGAGUUUUUAUUAUUGCACUUAUUAUUCCAGAAUUUCUUUUGCUUCUUAUCUUCUUUAUAAAAAUGUAUUUGAUUCAUCAUAAACUUUAGAUUUUUAUAAAGAAUUUUUAUUAUUUUGGCUACUUUAAUAAUAAGUAAUUAUUGUUGAUUAUUCAUUAAAUGAUUUUUAGUUUUUUUAUUUUAUUAAAGGAUUUUCUUGAAAAGUAUAUUAUUCAUGUGCUUUUUAUACAUUUUAUGAGAGAGAA